Messenger RNA from Halteromyces radiatus, 1218 nucleotides. RefSeq lists its product as uncharacterized. The transcript has 3 exons. NCBI's taxonomy places the organism in Eukaryota, Fungi, Mucoromycota, Mucoromycetes, Mucorales, Cunninghamellaceae. The record is from RefSeq and is a predicted model, not a curated record. Bases 42 to 914 code for a protein of 290 amino acids.
AUUGUUCCUGUAUACCCCCCUUCCUCCCCCUUAUUUUUACCAUGACUAGUCUUGGUUCCCUCAUCUCUCAUGCUGAUAAGAUUCCUCUUGUUGGUACACCUUUAACUAAUAUGGCUUCUGCCUUAUUACCUGAUAUCAAGAAAUCCAAUGAAAAAACUCAUUCCUUUCUCACUCCUAUUCCUCCUCCUCCUUAUGAAAAAGUAGUUGGUACAUCCAAAUUAUCACAAUUAUCUGAUUAUGUAUGGCGUCAAGGUUCUCAUUUUUUACCUGAUAUUACUCUAUCUAAUUCUGUUACCCAAUCUACUAUUGAUAAAAAACAAAUUGAACAAGUUAUGACUUUACUUCAUAUAGCUGCUGAAAUGGAUCAAUCUGGAAAUCAUCAAAUGGCAAAAGAUCUUUAUAUUAUGGGUAUUGAUAGAAUGCUUUCUUCUUUACCUUUGGAAUCAGAUCCUACAUUGAAAUUAGCAUUGGAAUAUCGUUUAUCAGACUUUAGAAAUCGUAAACAAUUGGAUUUAGAUCAACCUUUUGAAGAAACUAUGAUGGCUAUUGCUGAUUGUCAAGAAAUUGCUGAUGAUGAUCAAGACUUUACUUCCUUAUCCUAUGUUGGUUUGAAAUCAAGAUUGACACAAAUCGUAACCUCUGCUGCUUUAUUUGGUGUUGAUGUAUUCAAAAAAAGUCCUAUCCCUGAUGCCAUGGCUUAUUCGUUAUCAUGCGCAUUGGCUGGACUUGAAGCGAUGGAUGCUAAUUAUCAAAUUCGUCAAAGAACAUGGAAUAUGGCUGUACAAGGAAUGGCAAAGGCUAUUGAAAUGGAUCGUCAUUAUGAAUUACAUAGACUGGUGAUGGAUAAGUUAGUAAUAACCUGUAAUGCUCUUUUACAAGCUGCUGUGGCUCAUAAUUCGGAAUCUCAUAAAUGAAAGCAUGUGAUAUUCUCUACAUAUCAUUGUUUCAUGUUUUUUUUUUUUUUACCCAAAAUCAAAAAAUUGAAAGUAGUAUAGUAUUUUUUUUUUAUAUAUAUAUCUUUUAGUAUUCCCCAAUAUAUGUGAUUCUCUGUUAUUGUUUUUUUUUUUAUAUUAUAUCCUUCUACCCCUUGAUUCUUUUAUACUUUUUUUUUAUAUCCUUAUUGAUUGACAAAAAAAAAACACACUUCAUUAUUAAAGGACCGCUUAUUUCUCUUUUAUUUUUCUCAUUACCUUGGUUUUUUUCUUUUUUUCCUUUUUC